GGCGCCUACUUCACAUGCUCAGUAGACGAGCAACCCCUGAGUAAAACGCAACAAGCCAAUGCCCAAAGCCGGCGUUUUAAUAACUAAAUAAAGCAGCGCUUUCAAUUAAUUUAGAACAGAGCAUCGCGAAUGCAACGCGCUUCAAUUGCCGGCAAGAAGUGGAACGAGUUGAGUUGAGUUUUAUGGUGAUGAUCAUCAUGUGGUUGUGUCUAGAAAUUUAACGCAAUUUACUUAAAUCAAACUGAACAAGAGACAACGUAAAUUGUCGAAAUUAUUAUUUCAAAUAGUUAAAAAAAUUGAAGCAAAAUCAUUAUAAAAAUCAAAAUAAAAUCAAUCAAAAGUGUUAGCAAAGCCAAGGAUAAAAAGGCAAGGCUGAAAAGGGCGAUUGACACGUUUUGUGUUGCGCAUACGCCGCGUAGGCGGUAUUAAUUUUUUUUACGCUAUUCUCUUGGCAAAGUGGCCUUGUCGUGUGUUUAUUUUUACUGGGAUUUCAAGAAACUCGCCAAUCGUGCUUUCUCUGUGGGCGAGAGUGUGUGUAACUGUGUGUGUGUGUGUAUCUCAGAUUGACGCCAGUGCAACUAAUUGCCAAGUGGCAAGGAAUCAAAUCACGUUUACUUUGCGGUAGCGUGGAAACACAUCAAGAUGUCAUUCGAUAUUGCCAUUGCCGAUCAGAUGCGUAUUGCAUUAAGCUAUGUCAAGUUCAAGACAAAACAGCAGCGUUUGAGGAGCAACGAUAAGGUUAUUGCCGACACUGUUUACGGAAAGGUAAAAGGCGUCAAAUGGCGUUCGAUUUAUGGCAACAACUACUACAGUUUUGAGGGAAUCCCAUUCGCCAAACCGCCUGUGGGGGAACUACGCUUUAGAGCGCCCGUUGAGCCCGAUCAUUGGACGGAGGUGAAACGCUGCACACGAGAGCGGUCGAAGCCAUGUCAGGUCAAUCUGGUGCUGAAUCAGGUGCAGGGCAGCGAAGAUUGCCUUUACCUCAAUGUGUACUCCAGAGAAUUGCAUCCACAAAAGCCACUGCCCGUGCUGGUUUGGAUCUACGGCGGUGGCUUCCAAAUGGGAGAAGCUUCGAGGGAUUUAUAUAGCCCUGAUUACUUUAUGAUGGAACAUGUUAUGCUGGUGACCAUCGCCUAUCGCCUGGGUCCACUGGGCUUUCUAACAUUGGACGACGAGCAGCUCGAUGUGCCUGGCAAUGCGGGUAUCAAAGAUCAGGUGCUUGCUCUGCGCUGGGUGAAGAGAAACUGUCAUUUCUUUGGCGGUGAUCCUGAUAAUAUUACAGUGUUGGGCGAGAGUGCCGGAGGUGCCUCAACACAUUACCUGAUGCUCACUGAACAGACACGCAAUCUCUUUCACAAGGCUGUGCUCAUGUCCGGCUCCGCCAUGUCUCCUUGGUCCAUUACACCCAAACAUAACUGGGCUCAUCGUCUAGCUCAGGCCACCGGGUAUUCGGGUGAACUGACCGAUCGUGAGGUGCUGAAUCAUUUGCGCCACACAAAGGCGAGCAGCAUGUGUCGAAUGGCGGAGGAAAUUGUAACGAUGGAUGAACGUCAUCAGCGUAAAGUAAUGUUCUGCUUUGCACCCACCGUUGAGCCAUACGAGUCCUCGCACUGUGUGAUUCCCAAACCCCCCAUUGAGAUGAUGCGCCAUUGCUGGGGCAAUGAAAUACCCAUGGUGGUUGGCGGCAAUUCCUUUGAGGGACUGCUCGUCUUUCCCGAGGUGCGCAAGUGGCCCGAACUGCUUCACGAGCUGGGCGACUGUGCGUAUCUGUCGCCCGAAGAUGCCGGUUUGGAUGCGGAUCAACGACGCGCCUUUGGCAGACUGCUGAAGGAGGCUUACUUUGGCGAUAAGGAGAUAAGCCAAAAGACAUUACUCGAAUACAGUGAUCUCUGCUCAUACAAAUACUUCUGGCAUGGCAUCCAUCGCACUUUGCUUUCGAGAAGCGUGAAUGCGCCCAAGGCGCCGACAUACCUUUAUCGCUUUGAUUUCGAUUCAGAGCACUUUAACAUGGUACGGAUUAUAACGUGUGGUCGCAAGGUGCGCGGCACGUGUCAUGGCGAUGAUUUAUCCUAUUUGUUCUAUCACGGGGCUGCCAAAAAGCUGAAGCGACGCACGGCUGAAUUCAAGACCAUUCGUCGGCUGGUCUCCAUGCUGGUGCAUUUUGCCGCAUCCGGAGAUCCCAACAUACCACUGGUCAUGCAGGAAGAGCACUAUACACCGCUGGGCGACCCGACAGAUGCCCAGCCAAAAGCACAAGCACAGCCGUGGCUGCCCAUCUCCCAACAGGAUGCGGUGUUCAAGUGCUUGAAUAUUUCACAUGACGUUCAGGUGAUUGAUUUGCCGGAGGCCGACAAACUGCGACUCUGGGAUAGCAUGUACUCGGAUAAGCGAUUAUUGUAUUAGUUAUAUGUAUGCCUUACCUAAAUAUAUUAGUAGCCAUAUCUAUAUAUGUAUAUAAACUUACAUAUAUUCAUAUAUCUAUACAUAGCAUAUAUUCGACGAGCCUCGAGCUGGCCCUAAAUGCGCAUCUCCAAUGUAAAUUUGUUUGCGCAGGCAUCAAGUGUACACAUGUAAAUAGGGAUUUUUAUAGCCUAGCUAUUAAAUAUAAAGAAAAACACACUCACACUCACACUCGCACACACACAUAGUCACACAUGAUUGAGUAAAUAAGAGCAUACGUUUUUUAUGAUGGCCUUGGGCUAUUUACGCUUCUGUUUGAAUUGUUAUCAAAUGGCAAUAUGCAAAUAUCUCUGGAUCAAACAGUAGUCCAGCUAUAUUUAAUCAAUAUUUUAACAUUAUGUUAGGUUUACUACAUAUUUGUAGUCAGCAAAUAUCCUUAAGCUAGCAUGUACAUCAAAAUUCUAAUUGUGACAGUGAUUUUUAAUAAACGGAAUGAGCAUUGAAUAAUUAACACAAAUAUUAAAAUG
Drosophila nasuta is the source of this 2927-nucleotide messenger RNA. RefSeq names its product alpha-Esterase-8 (gene alpha-Est8). The record is from RefSeq and is a predicted model, not a curated record. Lineage: Eukaryota; Metazoa; Arthropoda; Insecta; Diptera; Drosophilidae. Bases 643 to 2403 code for a protein of 586 amino acids. The transcript is spliced from 4 exons.